Molecule: messenger RNA, 4212 nt
Organism: Aspergillus homomorphus CBS 101889
Lineage: Eukaryota; Fungi; Ascomycota; Eurotiomycetes; Eurotiales; Aspergillaceae
Product: putative multidrug resistance-associated protein
Exons: 16
Coding region: 1-4212 (1403 amino acids)
Biological process (GO): transmembrane transport
Cellular component (GO): membrane
Molecular function (GO): ABC-type transporter activity; ATP binding; ATP hydrolysis activity
Source: RefSeq, a predicted model, not a curated record
AUGAUCGUCGGGACCUGCUGGCCAGCCCAGGCCGAUAAUAUCUUUGGCCCUCGCGUCGAUGUCGCCUGUCGUGCCUUUGACUUUACCCUCUUGUUCGAAGACAUCUCUUUUACCUUAUUGCCGGCCGCAUGCUUUCUGUUACUUUUACCCAUGCGCCUUUUCUUCCUCCGACACGAGACCGUCAAAGUCAAGUCGAUCAAGUUGGCGGUCUGCAAGCUGUGCAUUCUUGCCGUAUUGCUUGUUCUCCAGAUUUUGUUUACUGCCUAUCAAGUCCGUUCUCUGGCCUUGUAUACUAGGUUUUCUCUACCGGCAGCCAUAGUUACCAUCAUAACAACUUUUGCCGCGUCCUACGCCUCCUUCCUGGAGGACCAGCGAUCAGUGAGACCCUCGGAUCUCCUCGUUCUCUAUUUUUCAGCAUCCAGCAUUUGUAAACUGCCUCAGUUGCGCUCACUAUGGCUUAUUCCAUCUACUUACGCCUGUCGAUAUCUAUCGCUAGCCAGCUUUUUCUUGACUGUGGCGAUUUCGAUCCUUGAGUCGGUUCCGAAAACCCGUAUUCUGCAUCCCGAAUACAGCGACACUACCGAAGAAGAGAAGAGCGGCUUCUGGAACAGAACCUUCUUCAUCUGGGUGCUGCCAUUCUUGCGUACGGGGUAUGGAAAAUCCCUUGAGGUCAAAGAUGUGCCACCAGUGGACGCAGAUCUCCAGGGACAAUUCUCAGGGGCCAAACUUCGAAGAGCCUGGGAUUCUGGGAGCAGACACCACGGUCAUCGCCUAAUCAAGGCUGUUUCCCGUGCAUACGGCUGGAUCUACAUUUCCGCAAUUCCACCACGUCUAGCGUACAGUUGUUUUACAUUCGCGCAGCCUUUUCUGAUCACGGCGGCUAUUAACUACAUUGGAGGAUCCCCGGCAUCUGAGCCAAAACCGUAUGGAGCAGGUCUCGUCGGCGCAUACCUUCUAGUGUACUUGGGGCUGGCGGUGACGAAAGCCGUGUACUGGCGCCAGACCUACCGUUUGUUGACCAGGAUGCGGUCUGGUCUUAUAACCAUGAUCUAUGACCAGACGCUCGCUUUGACAGCCGUUGACUUGGAUGACUCGGCAGCGAUCACUUUAAUGGGCACUGAUGUCGAACGCAUAGUAGCCAACCUGAAGAAUCUACAUGAGGCAUGGGCUUCAACGAUAGAGAUUGGAAUUGCAAUCUGGUUGUUGGAACGCGAGCUCAGUAUUGCCUGCUUUAUACCCCUCGUCAUCUCACUGGCGUCCGUAGUGAUGAUGGUCCCCGUGUCAAGCCGAUCUGGACAGGCGCAGAAAGAAUGGAUUGAGCGAGUGCAGAAGCGGCUCGCAGUGACUGCGACCGUACUCGGCAACAUGAAAGCUGUGCAGAUGCUCGGACUCAACACAGCCCUUUUCCCAUUGAUAGCACGUCUCCGUAAGGUUGAGGUCAAGACGUCAGCCCGCUUCCGAAAGUUACUUAUCUGGCAAGUUGCACUCUCCAACGUGCCCGUCGUCUUUGCGCCAUUCCUCACCUUCACAAUUUACGAUCAUAGCUCUCGUCCUCUGCUCAUCUUUUGUCAAGUCAUGCCUGCCAUCUGGCAAGCUAUCGCGUGUUUUGGUCGAAUCGAACUGUAUUGCGCGAAGGAGACUUCUUCAAAUACGAACGAUGAGCAAAAGUCCAGUCCACAUCUUUCCGAAAAGUUCCCUCUCCUGUCAUUCCAAAUCGCAAGUAUAGCGUGGUCUUUAGAAAAGGAGCCUGUGUUCCAAAACCUGAGUUGUGAUAUCAAGCGUGGGAUUACGAUGAUCGUCGGUUCGGUUGGGUGCGGCAAGAGCACUCUGAUUGAGGCCCUCCUCAACGACUACAUGACUCCGUGGAUCUGGAACGACACUAUCCGAAAUAAUAUCGUUGGCUUUCAGAAAUUUGACCAAGCAUGGUAUGACUUUACCUGUACGGCAUGUGGCCUGCAACAAGAUUUCCAGGCUCUUACAGACGGAGACAUGCAUCUGGCUGGAAGCGAUGGCAUUUCACUGAGUGGUGGCCAAAAGCAACGUAUUGCACUUGCUCGAGCAGUUUACUCCCGGGUUGGGGUCGUGAUUUUGGAUAAUGUGCUCAGCGGGGUGGAUUCAAAGAACAUCGCCCUAAUCUCACGCCAGCUCUUAGGUCGAGAUGGCCAUUUCAGAAAGGCGGGAAUAUCAGUGAUUCUUGCAACGACUACAUAUGAGCUGCUCCCUUUAGCAGAUGGUAUCGUGAUAAUGAACGAUGGUGGAAUCGAAGCUUCGGGCACAUACGAGGAGAUAGUGUUCAAGGACCCACAGAUCAUCGCGAAAACUCAGACAGCAGAAGAGCACGCCCCUGUCGCAUCGAUGGAUCAAGUGAUUUCUCCACCUUCGCUAGUCGAAAAGAAAGAAUACUCCGGCAUUACCGUUCAGGUAGCCGACGAUGAAGGAACCAUCAGUAUCAAACGGCACGGAGUUCGGUCUGUGUACGCAUACUAUUUCCGAAGUGCAGGCCGCGGUCUGGUAAUUGCUUUUUUGUCCUUCACUUUUGUCGAGGCGUUUUGCUCCAGCUUCCAGACAAUAUGGAUCCAGUGGUGGGUGGAGGCAAAUGCAACGUCUCCCAACCACCACUUGGGGAUGUAUCUCGGUGUCUACGGCAUGAUCUUCGGGUUGACGUUUCUUAGUCUCGUGGCUGGCUGCUGGUUACUCUUCGUUCGGUGUCUCAAUAACACUUCACUGAGGAUGCAUUCUGACCUUCUUAGAACAACGCUUGGGGCAUCAAUAAGCUUCUUUCAAUAUACAGAUUCGGGUUCCAUACUCAACCGAUUCAGUCAAGAUCUGGAACUCAUUGAUAUGAUGCUACCCAUAUAUGCUGUCAAUUGUGCCACAAAUAUCAUGAACGUGUGCAUAAAUGUCAUCAUUAUCUGUGUCAUCGGCAAAUACCUGGCAGUCACGAUACCAUUCCUGGGGGUCGUUCUCUUCUUCGUCCAGUCAUACUAUCUGCGGACUUCGCGGCAGGUGCGAUUGUUAGACAUAGAGGCAAAGGCACCCCUUUUUACACACUUUCGCGAAAUUAUGCACGACAUCCCCACUAUUAGGGCCUUUAAUUGGCAGCCCCAGCUGCGACAGAAGAGCCAUUAUUAUUUGGACAGGUCUCAAAGGCCCGUAUACAUGAUGUACAACAUUCAGCAAUGGCUGACACUUGUGCUAGACCUAGUAGUCGGCAUCAUUGCGGUCAUCUUGAUUGCCAUCAUUACCUCUCUGCGCGAUCGCUUCCAAGCUGCAUCCAUCGGCGUGGCACUCAAUCUGAUCCUAACGCUCAAUCAGUCCUUGGCAAAUGCAAUCGAAAUGUGGACCAUGACCGAAACUUCCAUCGGGGCUGUCACGCGCGUGCUCCGCUUCACUCAAGACACUUCCAUGGAGGAGAAACAAUGCGUGGCGGGGGCUCCGGCACUGCCGCAUGAUUGGCCUUCCAGGGGUGCUGUUGAGAUUAUGGACGUCACAGCUGGAUAUGACCAUUCGACCACCUCGGUCCUCAACAACGUAACUAUGAGCAUCCAGCCGGGCGAAAAGAUCGCCGUGUGUGGCCCGUCCGACAGCGGAAAGACCUCACUGGUUAUGGCACUGCUCCAGAUGCUGAACACACAAUCCGGAAGCAUCUCAAUCGACGGGCAAGACAUUGCCCAGAUUGCAAAGAGUACCCUCCGCUCGCGCAUCAACGUGAUACCACAAGACCCCUUCUUCAUACCCGGCGCCACCCUCCGCUUCAACCUCGAUCCCCACCAAGUUGGGGUAAGCCAUGCGGCGCUGAUCGACAACCUGGAGAAGGUGGGUCUCUGGGAUCGGAUCUGCAACAUAGGAGGUCUGGAGAUGGAGUUCCUUGCGGCAGACUGGUCGGUUGGUCAGAGGCAGUUGCUUGCCUUGGCGCGCGCACUAGUGCAGAAGGAUAGGAAGGUGUUGAUUCUCGAUGAGGCUACGAGCAGUAUCGAUUGGGGAACGGAAGCGAUCAUGCAGGAGACUAUCGAGAAGGAGUUCGCCGAGCAUACCGUUGUUGCUGUGGUGCAUAAAUUACGAUAUAUUCAUUGGUUUGACCGCGUGAUGGUGAUCAAACACGGGAAGCUGGUGGAGAGCGCCAGUGCUGAGAUGUUGCUGCAGAGGGAUUCCGAGUUUCGGGAACUACAUCUGGCUUCGGUUGGCGGGUUUGCUCCAGAAUGUUUGGGUUGA